GUUUUCUUUACAAAUGUACAGUACAAAGUUCGAUAGUACACCUAAUACCUACUAAUUUUAUUAGUAAUAAUUAAUUUUAAACAAUCGAUUCGAAUAAAUACUGCGAUGUCAGCUAUAACUGAUAUUAUGACUUGUAAGCGUAUUUUAGUGCAGUCACAUGAAAGAACUAGUCCACAAUUUACAGCUGUUCUAUACGCAGUUGUGAGCAAAUUUAACGUUGAUGGGUUAAUUCCAUUAAUAUUUAAUAAAUGUAACCUUUGUGGAAUGUACGUCGAAAAUGUACACCUAAUGUGUAUUAAUCCAGAAUGUUCAAUGAAUUUAAAUAUGGAAGUUGGAUCAGAUGAAUUAGAAAGCAUAUUAAAUAUUCGUUUAUCAUUAACAGAUUGUACAGGAACUUUAGAAAAUUGUAUAUUGCAUCACCAAGCUGCUACAAAAAUACUAAGUGAAAUAAAUAAUUUUCAAAAUAUGAAUAUGGAUCAAAAGACAGAACUAAAAUGGAAAUAUUUGUUCACGAAUUGUAAAAUAAAAUUAGUAGUAACAAAAACCUACCAAGAAGAAAAGCCAACAAUUUUAGUAGUAGAUAUUGUUAAUAAAGGACCAAUACUACAAUUCAUAUCAUGCAUCCCAAUUUAUUAAUUUUAAC
This is a messenger RNA of Sipha flava (yellow sugarcane aphid), 643 nucleotides long. RefSeq names its product protein hold'em-like. The transcript is spliced from 4 exons. The record is from RefSeq and is a predicted model, not a curated record. NCBI's taxonomy places the organism in Eukaryota, Metazoa, Arthropoda, Insecta, Hemiptera, Aphididae. Bases 106 to 636 code for a protein of 176 amino acids.